This is a messenger RNA of Helobdella robusta, 912 nucleotides long. RefSeq lists its product as hypothetical. The record is from RefSeq and is a predicted model, not a curated record. NCBI's taxonomy places the organism in Eukaryota, Metazoa, Annelida, Clitellata, Rhynchobdellida, Glossiphoniidae. Gene Ontology annotation, biological process: chromatin remodeling. Gene Ontology annotation, molecular function: catalytic activity. The coding region runs from base 1 to 912 and encodes 303 amino acids. Gene Ontology annotation, cellular component: nucleus. The transcript has 3 exons.
AUGGCCCUCAGUAUCCGGCAGAAGAGGGUGAGAAGAAUCUCCGGAGACCCAGUCCAUGAGGUUGUGGUGCAAGGCCCUGUGGAUGGUCUGGCUACUGGCACCCCACUCUAUAGUGUGGCGGUGCAAGGCACUAUAGAUGGAAGGACUACUUGUAGACCAAGGGGUUGGAGGUUUGGUACCUGGAAUGUAGGCACGUUGACAGGAGGAAGUUUGGAAGUGGUGGAGGAGCUGCAGAGGAGAAUGGUUGACGUGCCUGCAGAUCAGAUGGGGGAUGAUGGUACAGGAGGAGUUGGUGUGAUGGUAAGAGAAGAGUUGGUGGAGAAGGUGUUGGAAGUGAGGCGGAGAAGCAAUGGUGUAAUUGUGGUGGUGAUGGUGUUUGGAAAAGUAAUAGUGAGGGUGAUAUCAGGAUAUGCUCCGCAACAAAGUAGGAAGGAAGAGGAGAAGGAUAGGUUUUAUGAUGAUGUUUCUGACGAGAUUGGGCAAGCGGGGUUGGAUGAGUUUGUGGUGUUGUUGGGUGAUUUGAAUGGUCAUGUGGGGGCGGAUGCAGACGGAUAUGAAGGUGUACAUGGGGGGUGGGGAUAUGGUAUACGGAAUGAGGAAGGGCGUAGAGUGUUGGAGUUGGCGGAUGCACAUAGCAUGGUAGUGGGGAAUACCUGGUUUACAAGGGAACCAGUGCGAUUAUUUACAUAUAGGUCAGGGGAGCAUAGGUCGAUGAUAGACUAUAUAUUGGUAAGGGCCAAACAUUGGAAGUAUGUGAAGAAUGUGAAGGCGAUACGUGGUAUGCUGCAGCAUAGUAUGGAACAUUUUAAUUUCUGCAAGAAUCCAGUUGGAGCUGCAGUUGUAUUUAUAAUGUUUGGUUUGCAAGAAAUUGUUCACCAGCUUGAAACCAUAAUUUUCUGGAAAAAGGACUGA